AUUUGAAGGAAUAUCAACGUAAAAAACAACAAAUUUGUAUGUUAUAAGACUACAUCGUUUAUUUUUGUUAUUCAAGGCUUAAUCAACUCGUUUCGAUGGCCAUAAUCCUGAGACUUGAAGACCAAGUCUUUUAUUACAUUUUAAGAAAUUUUGGUUAUCUAAAAGAUAAAACCAUAUUUCUCAAAUUGUUUAAAUUGAAAAAUAUCUCACCAAUGAUGUGUGAAAAAAUAUUUAAUGGACUGAAUACUUUUUAUGCUGGAAUGCCAAGGAAUAUCUUCGAAGCUUUCACUACUAAGAGUAUUCCUUUAAAGAAUGUAAUUCUAUGUGACGAAAAUCUUGAUCAUAAAACUUGUAGAAAGUUCUUAAAGAGGCAUAAAUUUCAAAGUUUAAAAAUUCAAUUGCUGAAGCAUAUUUCAGUGGAAGAGUUAGUUGAACUAGUGGACAAUAAUGAAUUAAGAGUAUUGGGUAUUCAUAAUUGCUCAUAUAUACAAAAAAGUGAGCUGAAUUCUAAUUUGAAAGGGAAGAAAGAUAUUGUUGAAAAGUUAAAUCUUAGAUUUUUGAAGAAUCCACCUCAGCUAAGAAAUUUAACUGUAUUAAAUAUAUCAAAUACAAGCAUUGAUGAUAUUCAUUUUUAUUGCCUUACAAGAGAAGUAUAUCAUUUAGAAGAUGUGAAUAUAGCUGAAACUCAUAUUACAGACCUAAGACUGUUAAAAAAACAAGAAAAUCUUCAAUAUCUCGAUUGUACCGAAUUGAGUUCUGAUGUUGGUAAUAGCUAUAUUCAUUUACAUUGUCUUACGAGACUAAAACGAUUGAGAUUCGGCAAUGCUAAUCAAGCAAAAACCAAUCUAAAAUUGGCUUGGUCACAUGAAAUCCAUCCGUUAAUUAUGAGCUAUUUAAAUGAAAACCAAAUAAAGCAGUAUAAAGGAGUUCCCGAUCAAUUUCGUUCGAAAUGUAACUGGGAUAUUUCAGCUUUCCUAGAAUUAGCAGACUGGAAAGAUUUAUUGUUUUUUGACCUAUGCGGAUCUUGGGCACCAUCUCCAAAAAGCGUAUGUGAUUUCAUCCAGAGACAUGGUGAACUUCGAUUUAUAAAGCUGUCUGAAGACUUUCCAGAUAUUCUAUAUAGGUCUAUAGAUUUCUAUAGAACUCUCAAGGAUCUAUUUGAUAUACAUCACUAUGAAAGGAUCUAUGGAAGAAAUGAGAUGUCGUUUCGAAUUCUGUUCGACGAUCAAACUUAUCCGGUUGAUCCUUUCGAGGUUGAAGGAGCCGGUAGUGCUUUUGAUGACUUUCCUACAGAUUAUCACGAAACUGUUGUUAUUCCAAAAAUAAUUGAAUUUAGAGAGAGCUUUCCAAAGAAGAGUCGGCUGGAAUUAUGUCAAUAUUUAACAGAUGAGAUGAUGCUCGAAAAGUUUAAUUCAGACUAUUCGGAGUAUCCUUUGGGUGAAAAGUGCCUACAAAUUCUUUGUAUGAAUAUUGAAAGAUCGAGCCAUUUCUUAACAUUAAUAACGUCGAUUGCCGAAAAAUUCUUGCAAAAAUCAUCGUAUAUUGGCGGUCCAAUAGAUUAUACGUUUAUAGAUGUUCUAACUAAAUAUCAUAGAUACUUUAGACUGGUUACGAAUAUAAAAGAAAUUUAUGAGAGACUCUUUACUGAGCCUGAUACGCAUGUUUACGGUUAUGGAUAUUAUUGUCUUAUUAAAAGUUUAAUAUGUUUUCUUGAAGAGUUGAAUAUUAAAGAAAUGCCAAAAGAUGAGCUUCGCAGUUUGUGUAAAGGUAUCAACAAGACUAAAUCGUGGAAACAGUGGGCUGAAUGUCAAGAAUUAAGCGAGAGACUCCACUUUCUUAUCAUCAACAUUAUUAGUUUUUGUAAGAAACUCGGUUGGAAUAUGAAACAGUUAGAGAAGAAUAUUAAGCCGCUUACACGAAAAUUUGAAAAGAGAGGUUCUUUCUAUGUUCAAUAUUAUCCGGGUGAAGAACGUGGUUUGGAUGAAGAAAUUGAGUCCGAUGAAGAAUGUGAAACUUACACUGAUAACGAAGAUUGGGAUGUGCAUAAAUAACUUUUGUUAAAGUAAUAGUAAUAAUAUUAAUAAUUGUAAUGAUAUAAAUAUUGAUUAUUGACAGAAUUAAUAAAUAACUA
Messenger RNA from Dimorphilus gyrociliatus, 2131 nucleotides. The record is from the annotation of a GenBank genome assembly. NCBI's taxonomy places the organism in Eukaryota, Metazoa, Annelida, Polychaeta, Dinophilidae.